AUGGCGACCACCGCUUGGGACGCUCAGGACUUUGAGGUGCUGGAGCCUAUGGAUGCGAAGCCCUGCGAGGCCGGCGACCUCCAGAAGUGGCUGGAAGCCCGGCGCCAGGCGACUUUGGAGCUGAGUGCGGGGACGGUUUUGACCGGCUUCUCCUUCGGAGCCCCGGUCUCCGUCUCCGGCGAGGUGGUCUUCAACACGGGCAUGGUGGCCUACCCGGAGUCCCUCACGGACCCGUCCUACGCGGGCCAGAUCCUGGUCUUCACCUAUCCCCUCGUUGGAAACUACGGGAUCCCUUCCGACGAGCCGGAUGACCUGGGCUUGUCCCGGUGGUUCGAAAGUGACCGCAUCCAUGUGAAGGCCGUCGUCAUCUCGGACUACUCCUACGAGCCUUCCCACUAUUCCUGUGUGCGCACGCUCGGGGACUGGCUGAACAGCCAGGGUGUCCCCGGCAUCUAUGGCGUGGACACGCGCAUGAUCACGAAGAUCAUCCGCCAGGAGGGCGCCAUGUUGGGCAGGCUACUGGUGCAAGGCAGCCGAGGCAGCCACCUCAGCACCAUCCCCUUCGAGGACCCCAACGUGCGAAACCUGGUGGCGGAGGUCUCGCGGCCUGAGAAGCAGACCUUCGCACUCGGCGAUCCUGGCGAGCGCAAGGAUGUGCACAUCAUGGCCGUGGACUGCGGUAUGAAGAACAACAUCAUCCGCUGCCUGGCAAAGCUCGGCGUUCGGCUCACAGUGGUGCCUUGGGAUCACGACUUUACCCAGGAGGACUUUGAUGGCCUCUUCCUCAGCAAUGGACCCGGCGAUCCCAGCAAGUGCACGCAGACCAUCCGGCACGUGAGGCAGGUGAUGCAACAGCGGCCCAACACGCCGAUCUUCGGCAUCUGCCUGGGGAACCAGAUCCUGGCCCUGGCGGCUGGGGCGCGCACCUUCAAGAUGAAGUUCGGCAACCGCGGCAUGAACCAGCCCGUUGUGGACCUCCGCACGCAGCGCUGCUACAUCACCGCGCAGAACCACGGCUUCGCGGUGGACGCCCAGUCCCUGCCCGCAGGCUGGGUGCCCUUGAUGGUGAAUGCCAACGAUGGCACCAACGAAGGCAUCGUCCACAGCUCGCGGCCCUGGUUCUCCGUCCAGUUCCACCCCGAGGCCUGUGGCGGGCCCAUGGACACGGACUUCCUCUUCAAGCAGUUCCUGCAGUUCAUCGCGGACCCGGGGGCCACUGCUGUGACGACCAUCCCCUACUCCAUUCCGCUGAGCUACCGCAAGGUGCUGGUGCUGGGCUCCGGCGGUCUGACGAUUGGCCAGGCAGGGGAGUUCGACUACUCGGGCAGCCAGGCCCUGAAGGCUCUCAAGGAGGCCGGUAUCAUGUCCGUGCUGAUGAACCCCAACAUCGCCACCGUGCAGACAUCGGCGGGCAUGGCGGAUCGUGUCUACUUCCUGCCCGUGACCCCCGAGUUCGUGACCAAGGUCAUCGACCGGGAGCGGCCGGACGGCAUCUUCGUGUCCUUCGGCGGCCAGACGGCCCUGAACUGCGCGGUACGGCUCCACGAGCAGAGGGUCUUCGAGCGCUUCAACGUGCAGGUGCUGGGCACCCCCAUCGAGGCCAUCAUCAAGACCGAGGAUCGGGACCUCUUCAGCCAGGUCGUGGAUGCCUGCGGUGAGCAGAUCGCCGAGAGCUGCUGCUGCGACUCUGUGCUGGAGGCCAUCCGCGCCGCGGAGCAGAUUGGCUACCCGGUGCUGGUAAGGGCGGCCUUUGCCCUUGGGGGCCUGGGCAGCGGCUUCGCCGACAAUGAGAACGAGCUCCGGAAGCUGGUGACCGUGGCGCUGGUGAACAGCCCGCAGGUCAUCAUCGACAAGUCCCUGAAGGGCUGGAAGGAGCUGGAGUACGAGGUGGUGCGGGACAAGAACGACAACUGCAUCACCGUGUGCAACAUGGAAAACUUGGACCCCAUGGGCAUCCACACCGGCGAGUCCAUCGUCAUCGCACCCUCGCAGACGCUGAACAACGAGGAGUACUACCGGCUCCGGCAGUGUGCCCUGAAGAUCAUCCGGCACCUGGGCAUCGUGGGCGAGUGCAACAUCCAGUACGCCGUGGACCCCAAGAGCUCCCAGUUCAGGAUCAUCGAGGUCAACGCCCGGCUCUCGCGCAGCAGCGCUUUGGCUUCCAAGGCCACGGGCUAUCCCUUGGCCUACGUGGCUGCCAAGCUGGCGCUGGGCCACGACCUGGCACAGCUUCGGAACAGCGUGACGCGCUGCACCACCGCCUGCUUCGAGCCGUCCCUGGACUACGUGGUGGCCAAGGUGCCCCGCUGGGACCUCCAGAAGUUCUCCACCGUGGAUGCCCGCAUCGGCUCGGCCAUGCAGAGCGUCGGGGAGGUCAUGGCCAUCGGCCGGACCUUUGAGGAGACCAUCCAGAAGGCCCUUCGCAUGGUCGACGAGGCGAGCCCGGGCUUCGAUCCGGCACGCUUUGAGAUCGAGCUGGACCGGCGGGGUGUCAGCACCUGGGGGCCCGAGCUGGAGAGGGAAGUGCAGAAGGAGCUCAGCAACCCUACCCCUGUGCGGCUUUGGGCCAUGGCCAAAGCCUUCGAGCUGGGGAUGGACGUAUCCGACGUCCACCGCCUCACCAGCAUUGACCGCUGGUUCCUCGCCAAGCUCCAUGGCCUCCACCAGCUCAAGGUGGCGAUGCGGCGCAUGGACUACUACGACCUCAAGAACCAGCCGGCUCUGCUGCGGGAGGCCAAGUGCCGGGGCUUCUCGGACCGGCAGAUCGCAGCAUUGAUUUGCGCCCCAGCCCUGGUGCACAUGGAGAUGUCCCCCAAGCUGCUGCCAGCAGACUUCGGGGCCAGUCGCUAUACCGGCGGCGCUGUCACGGAGGCGCACGUCCGGUACCUGCGGAGGACCGCAGGCAUCGUCCCCAAGGUCAAGCAGAUCGACACACUGGCGGCAGAGUUCCCUGCAGAGACGAACUACCUGUAUCUGACCUACAGCGGGGAGGAGCACGACGUGGAGCUGCCGGGCAGCCAGACGUUCGCAGGCCUGGACGACUUGCCGCCCCACCUGCCACUGCAACCCCUUCAGCCAUCCAUCCCGGAGCCUAUGACGCUGCACGCCACGCACGCCCACACGCCUACCGCGAAGGCGGAGGAGUCCAGGGUGGUGGUGCUUGGCUGUGGGCCCUACAGGAUCGGCAGCAGCGUGGAGUUCGACUGGUGCAGCGUCUCCUGCGUGCGCACGCUGCGGAAGUUGGGGCACCGGGCCGUGGUCGUGAACUGCAAUCCGGAGACGGUCUCGACGGACUUCGACGAGUCCGAUCGGCUCUACUUCGAGGAGCUCAGCCACGAGCGCGUCAUGGACAUCGCAGAGCUGGAGACACCCCGCGGUGUGGUGGUGUCCGUGGGUGGGCAGACGCCCAACAACUUGGCCCUUGGCCUGCACCGCUGCGGCGUGCGCGUCCUGGGCACCUCCGUGGAGGCCAUCGACGCGUGCGAGGACCGCAAGAAGUUCAGCCAGCUCUGUGACCAGCUGCGCAUCGACCAGCCGCAGUGGUCCCAGUUCGAGACGUUGGAGGAGGCACGCAGCUUCUGCCGGGCGGCCGGCUUUCCGGUGCUGGUGCGGCCCUCCUACGUGCUCAGCGGGGCGGCCAUGCGCGUGGUGACCAACGACUCCGAGCUGGAGGUCUUCCUGAAGACAGCUGCCGUGGUCAGCCGCGACCACCCUGUGGUGAUCUCCAAGUACAUCACCGGCGCCAAGGAGGUGGAGCUAGAUGCGGUGGGCAAGGCCGGCGAGCUCGUCAACUACGCUAUCGCGGAGCACAUCGAGAACGCGGGGGUGCACAGCGGAGACGCGUCCUUGCUGCUUCCGGCACAGCGGCUGUUUGUGGAGACACACCGCAAAGUGAAGAGCAUCUCACAGAAGUUGUGCAAGGCCCUCAAGAUUUCGGGGCCCUUCAACAUCCAGUUCAUCUGCAAGGACAACGAAGUCAAGGUCAUCGAGUGCAACUUGAGGGCCUCCCGGUCGAUGCCUUUCAUCUCAAAGACCUACAACGUGAACUUCAUCGAGCUGGCAACCCGAAUCAUGGUAGGAAUGCCAGUGCGCCCGGCGAUCAUCCAGCCAAUGGACAUCGAGUUCGUGGCCUGCAAAGCUCCCAUGUUCUCCUUCGGCCGGCUCAAGAACUCCGACCCGCGGCUGGGUGUGGAGAUGUCCUCCACCGGCGAGGUGGCCUGCUUCGGCGUCAACGCCCACGAGGCAUUCCUGAAGAGCAUGGUGGCCGCGAACUUCAAGCUGCCUUCGCAGGCCAUUCUGGUGUCCUUGGGCCCUCCUGGGGCGAAACGCGAGUUCGUGAGCUCGGGGGCGGCGCGGCAGUUGCUGGACAUGGGCUACGUCCUCUAUGCCACCAAGGGAACGCAUGAGCAUCUGGCAGGUGCCGGGGUGCAGAGCAGCAUGGUCUUCAAGCCCCUGGUGAAGCGGGAGCCGAAUGCCUCCACACUCCUUCAGGGCCGCAAGAUCGACCUGGUCAUCAACGUGCCCGACUCCAUGGACUCGGACGCCCUCACCGACGGCUUCAGGAUCCGCCGGGGCGCCGUGGACGCAGGCACCUCACUGAUCACCGACAUCAAGACCGCCAUCUUCAUGUGCCACGCCUUGCAUCGGAAGUGGACCAGGGAGACCAGCGGGAAACCCUUCUGGGACAUCUGCUCCUGGCAGGAGCCGGUCCUCCUGGUAGCCGAGUCGCUCGGCGCGGUCGUCGCGCUGAGCUUGGCGGUGAAGCGGCCCAACCUGCCUCAGGCGCUUUGCUUGCUGAACCCAGCUACGAGCUACCGUAGAAGCGCGCUCUCACUGGUGGCUCCAGUGCUGCCGCGCCUCCCCGAGCAGCUGUACUCGUCGCUGCCUGCGGUAGUCACGCCCCUCUUUGGCAAGCUGGGCUGGUAUGACCAAGUCGUUCAAGAAGAUUCUGCGACAUUCGUCCCAUUGGUAAAGGCGUUCGGCAUGUCACCUGUCCUCCCUCCCGACACGCUCCAGUUCCGCGAGUCAUCGUACCUGCGAGAGGGCGUACGCCGGCUGGAGCCCCUGCUGCAGCUUGGAUUGGACCUGCAGGCCGGCGAUGCAGAUGCCGUGCUGCCCUCCGUGGCAGAGACGGAGAGGUUGCUGAAGUUGCUGCCAGGCGCCCAGCGCAAGAUCAUCCCUGGCGGGCCCCAUGCAUGCUUCGAUGACACGGCGAGUGUCAACUUGCUAUCGCUGCUGACGGACGCUGGCAUUCUGCAGUCCUUGACCAAGGCCGACCCUGCGGAGCUGCGGCUCGAGCCAGAAAGCUGGCUGGACGCGUCGCUUUUGCAGGCGAAGACGUGGGUGUCGCCAGUGUUCCUGUCCGUGCUGCCUGGGGGUCGCAUUGCGCGAGGGCUCCCACGGCUGGCGCCGCCUCCUGCGCAAGGGGCCCCGGUCCUCUUUGUCGGAAACCACCAGCUGUUCAGCCUGGAUGGAAUCUUCGUUAUCGAAGAGUUCCUUCGGGAGCAGCGGCGGCUGAUCACCGCCAUGGUGUAUCCGCCAUUGCUAGACGAAGUGUCCCCUCUUGCUCCGCUGCCGUAUCCCUUCCCUGGCUCCCGACAGCUCUUCGAGAAGUUCAAGGUCAUGCCCACAAGUGCCCGGAACCUGCUUCGGGCCCUGCGGCCCAACCGGACAAGUGCUGGCGCGGCGCUGCUUUUCCCUGGCGGAGCUCGGGAGGUCUUCAAAAGAAAGGGUGAAGAGUACCAGCUCUUUUGGCCACCCCAGCCGGAGUUCAUCCGUAUCGCUGCGAAAGUGCUGCCUGCCCUGAGAUGUCUAGGGUUAAGGGUUUAG
Molecule: messenger RNA, 5829 nt
Organism: Symbiodinium natans
Lineage: Eukaryota; Dinophyceae; Suessiales; Symbiodiniaceae
Source: the annotation of a GenBank genome assembly